This is a messenger RNA of Sardina pilchardus (European sardine), 911 nucleotides long. Its product is annotated as cell death-inducing p53-target protein 1 homolog. Gene Ontology annotation, molecular function: zinc ion binding. Bases 74 to 694 code for a protein of 206 amino acids. The record is from RefSeq and is a predicted model, not a curated record. Lineage: Eukaryota; Metazoa; Chordata; Actinopteri; Clupeiformes; Clupeidae. The transcript has 7 exons.
GUCUAGCUGUGUGUGUGUAUCAGUGCACGGUGUGUCUGUAGCUGUGUGUGUUGUGUGUUUAUCUGUGCACGUGAUGGACAACUCAGAAGAGAUCAAGAAGGAGCACAGUGACAUGGCAAAGGACAUGGAAGCAGGUGGUCCUUCAGUGUCUCCUGGACAGGUGCUGCCUUCCCCCUCCACCUCCACCUCCCCCUCCUCCACCUUAACCCAGACCCAGGCUCCUCCCCCUCCAUACCCAGCAUAUGCCCCUCCCCCACAGGGAUACCAACAGACUCCACCCUACGGUCAGAUGGCGCAACCAGGUCACAUGGUGCAGGCUACACCACAACAGGGUCCUAUGAUGCAGGCUACACCCCAGCCAAUACAGAUGGUUCAACUGCAGCAGGGUCUGAUGACGCAGGCCACAUCCCAGCCAAUACAGAUGGUUCAAAUGCCACAGGGCCAGAUUCUGGUUUGUUCCGGUGACCUUGGUGAUAUCCCCACCAUGACGACGUGUCGGAACUGUGCGCAGAAGGUCCAGACCAGAGUGGUGUAUCACAGCGGAGCCUUCACCUGGCUCAUAUGUGGACUCUGCAUUAUGUUUGGGCUGGUGUUUGGCUGUUGUGUGAUUCCCUUCUUCGUGGACAGCUGCAAAGAUGCUCAUCACUUCUGCACCAACUGCAAUGUCAACCUGUCCAUUCACAAGAGGCUGUAGCGUUCUCUCACACACACACAAACAAACAAAUACACACACACACACACACACACACACACAUAUGCGUACAGACAUCCAAACAAACAAAUGUGACUCAACCACACUUUUGUAUGACUAGAAUGUUGAAUGAGAUCUAGUCUAACACAUCUCUCUGUAUUCUGACCAGUCAUUAAAGAGGCACUGAGCUACAUCUCUUUAUUCAUUAAAGAGGCACUGA